GAGAGCGCACGAUUUUCCCCUCGCUGCGCUUCGCACGAUUGUUUAUAUAUAAGAAGGACACUUUGGGAUGCGGACAAACGCAAGUGCUUCAGUGGAGAGAAGCGCAUGAGAGAGCAAGCAUUCACGCACACUGGGUUGUCAGUCUCCUUUCACACAUAGGACUUCUCCCCACCUCGGCUGUGACACCCCCGGUAAAUCGCUGAGAAAGGAUAACGUUCUUUUUUUGUUAUUAUUCCACGCUAGAGACGUAAAGGCUGAAAGUGAGGCUGCCGUUCUCAGGCCACUGACUGUCUGAUUGUAUGCCUUUGAAAAGUUGCCUGGAGAACAUGGACAUCUGACGUGCGCCACACGGCGUCACUGGACACAGUGGGCCUCCCUCACCCUCGCUCAUUCCUCCACCACGUCUUUGGACUGCUUCACCUCCUGCGCCUUGGCUUUGGAGCGAGAAGAAGUGAUCGUCUCUUGUCAUUCGUCCUUAUUGAGGCUACACCAGUGAUCUCUCUGAGAUCUCUACUCUCUGAGUAGAAAAUAUUUAUUUUCCUUCUCAUCACCACGGAUGUGUCCCGCCCUGACCUGCAUGAAAUAAAGCCCAUGGUUCAGCCAGGUCCUGCGGCUACUCGGAGCUGUUCGUCAAGUGUCAUCUCCAGCGUCUCUUUGAAUGGUCACGUUUUUGCUGCCGUUCCUGUGGUGAAUUAUUCCGUGUUCGAGCGCAUUUUCUUUCUUUUAAUGUUUUUAUAUUUUUCAGCGCUUACAAACUGCACCAGUAACACAACACACAUGUGAACGAGAGUCUUCACCUGCCCGGGUGGAAGCGCUCGCACAACUCAACUGCACUGAACCACGAUACAGGAAUACCUGCCGAAGUUUUACCGUGGUGAUGCUGCAUAUCGAAAUGGUCCUUUUUGUCUGCCUGGUGGUGUUGAUGUGUGUUUUCAGCCAGGAGUCCAGUUCCAAAGUGGUGGCAGACCGCUACGCCGUCUUCUGGAACCGGACCAACACCAAGUUCCAUCGGGGAGACUACCACAUCGAUGUGUGCAUAAAUGACUACCUGGACGUGUACUGUCCACACUACGAAGACACAGUUCCAGAGGAGCGGACAGAGCGCUAUGUGCUCUACAUGGUUAACUACGAUGGCUAUAGCACAUGUGAUCACACCGCCAAGGGCUUCAAGCGUUGGGAAUGCAACAGGCCGCACUCCCCAAAUGGGCUACUUAAGUUUUCAGAGAAGUUCCAGCUCUUCACUCCCUUCUCCUUGGGAUUUGAAUUCAGACCAGGCAGAGAAUACUACUACAUCUCCUCCACCAUCGCUGAGAAUGGCAGGAAAACAUGCCUGAAGCUCAAAGUUUUUGUCCGACCAUCAAACAGCUGUGUGAAAACUACAGGUGUACAUGACCGUGUUUUUGAUGUAAACGACAAGGUAGACAAUACAUUAGAACCACGAGAGGGUACCAGCCAUGAACCAGCCAAGCCUUCUCGAAGCGAAACAAAUGGCGUGCCACACCUGCAGAAAACAAGUCCGCUCCUGGCUUUGUCGCUGCUCUGUGUAGCUGCACUCUUCACGUUAUAG
Cynoglossus semilaevis (tongue sole) is the source of this 1567-nucleotide messenger RNA. Its product is annotated as ephrin-A5b-like. Lineage: Eukaryota; Metazoa; Chordata; Actinopteri; Pleuronectiformes; Cynoglossidae. The record is from RefSeq and is a predicted model, not a curated record. Gene Ontology annotation, cellular component: plasma membrane; external side of plasma membrane. Bases 878 to 1567 code for a protein of 229 amino acids. The transcript has 5 exons. Gene Ontology annotation, molecular function: ephrin receptor binding. Gene Ontology annotation, biological process: ephrin receptor signaling pathway; regulation of actin cytoskeleton organization; axon guidance.